Messenger RNA from Spirodela intermedia, 654 nucleotides. The record is from the annotation of a GenBank genome assembly. Lineage: Eukaryota; Viridiplantae; Streptophyta; Magnoliopsida; Alismatales; Araceae.
AUGUCUCCGGCCUCCGUCGUGGAACACGUGGUGCUCUUCCGCAUUAAGGACGGCGCUGAUCCGGCUGCCGUCGCUUCCUGGUUGGAGGGGCUUCGCUCCUUGGCGGCGCUGGAAGUCGUCGCCCACCUCGCCGCCGCCGCCGUCCUCCGCUGCCGGGGGCCGCUGCAGUUCACGCACGCCCUGCAUUGCCGCUACCGCACGGCGGCAGACCUCGCCGCCUACGCCACCCACCCGGCGCACCUGGAAGUGGUGAGAGACUUCGGCGCCGGGAUCUGCGAGGGCCUCGUGGCCGUCGACUGGGUGGCGGAGCUCGACACGGCGACGGAGGUAGGGCUGAGGCCCUCCGCCGCCGUUAGGGUGACGCUGGCGAGGUUGAGGGAGGGGGCAGCGGCGGCGGAGAGGACAGAGGUGGCGGCGGCGCUCCGGGAAGCGGGAGCUUCGUCCCGGGGUGUUGAGCAGGUCACCGGCGGGGAGAACUUCUCGCCGGCGAGGGCGGAUGGCUUCGCGGUGGCGUCUCUCUGGGCGUUUCCGAGCUCGGAGGAGCUCCCGAUGCUGGAGGUUGAAGGAAGCUCGGCGGCGGAGAGCGUGGUUACCGUCGAUUUCGUCGUCCCUCCCCUGCCCACGCUGAGCUGCCCAGAUCCCCUGGAAGGCUGA